This is a messenger RNA of Microcebus murinus (gray mouse lemur), 1460 nucleotides long. The record is from RefSeq and is a predicted model, not a curated record. Lineage: Eukaryota; Metazoa; Chordata; Mammalia; Primates; Cheirogaleidae.
GCUUGAGGCACGGGGCGGGUCCGGGUCUGGGAUGCUGAGGAGACUGCGGGCCCGCGCCAGCCUCCCCCACACACUCCCCGGGCGCCUCGGCGGGCGCGGCGGGGGGCAGAGGGGUGAGACAACCGCCCCAGACGGCGGAGGGACGCGGAGGAGGGUCUGGCGCGGCCCCGGGGCGGGAGGGGGAGUCCUGCACAAAGAGCGGCGCGGGGCUGUCACCAGGAGGUCACGGAGGGAAGUUUACCCAUGAGCUCGGAUUUCCCACAUUACAACUUCAGGAUGCCUAAUAUUGGAUUCCAGAAUCUGCCUCUCAACAUAUAUAUUGUGGUUUUUGGCACUGCUAUAUUUGUCUUCAUCCUUAGUUUACUCUUCUGUUGCUACUUGAUUAGGCUAAGACAUCAAGCACACAAAGAAUUUUAUGCCUACAAACAGGUUAUAUUAAAAGAGAAAGUAAAAGAACUGAAUUUACAUGAGCUCUGUGCGGUGUGUCUAGAAGACUUCAAGCCUCGAGAUGAGUUGGGGAUUUGUCCAUGUAAGCAUGCCUUCCACAGAAAGUGCCUUAUUAAGUGGCUGGAGGUUCGGAAAGUGUGUCCCCUGUGCAACAUGCCAGUUCUGCAGCUGGCCCAGUUGCACAGUAAACAGGACCGUGGACCGCCCCAGGGGCCCCUCCCUGGGGCAGAGAACAUUGUAUAGUUCACCACAGGGAUCAGACUGUUGCUGGACACAACGUCUGCACGGAGCCAGGACGAAUACGAGCAGUCUCUGUGUUAGCAGCCCUCUACCUGGGUUACCAGCUGCCACUUCCUUUGCCUCAUGAAGAACUCUUGGGCCAGCCAAGCUGGGAACCUAAGUGUCUGGGUCUUGUGACAACCAAAGCACUCUGACUCUACCCCUGCCAAGAGAAGAGCGGAUGAGGCUGUGGGUUUGUCUCAAACUUCCUGGGGGUCUCUUACUAACUCCACUACACUGUCUCUCAGACCCUCGUCUCCAUGCCAAGCAGGAGGGAAGAGAAACAAAAGAGGUCGAGAAGGGAGCAGAGGGCAGGUCUUAAAGCCACACCCCCACCCUGUGGACGGAUGAAGAUGAGCUUCUGUGCAGGCCACGCACGCCUUCGCAGCAGCAAACCUUCCCAGCAGCCCCUGAUCCAAGUAAAACCAGCACAAGCAGCUGCCAGUGGUGGGUGAGGCAGUGCCAACAAGGCUCACGUUAUGUUCUUUUAAAAAGUCCAUCCUGGAACCCAAGGGCUUUGGGUACAGCCAAGCAGCAGUGCCCCUCGCCACCCUUUUCCCCUCAAGAUCACAGCACCUGCUAUCAAAUCAUCUAAGCCAAAAACAUUCGAUACGCUUAAAAAGGCCUGGUCAGAAGCCAUUUCCUCCUGUCAUUACCCCCACUACCCUCGUCACCUGUGAGGCCUGUCAGGAGCCCCACUGUCCCUGCGUGAUCAAGGGUACCCCAGGGUGCUG